Messenger RNA from Penicillium alfredii, 573 nucleotides. RefSeq names its product putative DNA polymerase delta subunit 4. Gene Ontology annotation, cellular component: delta DNA polymerase complex. NCBI's taxonomy places the organism in Eukaryota, Fungi, Ascomycota, Eurotiomycetes, Eurotiales, Aspergillaceae. The record is from RefSeq and is a predicted model, not a curated record. Gene Ontology annotation, molecular function: DNA-directed DNA polymerase activity. The transcript has 3 exons. Gene Ontology annotation, biological process: DNA-templated DNA replication; DNA synthesis involved in DNA repair. Bases 1 to 573 code for a protein of 190 amino acids.
AUGCCUCCCCGUCGUCGUGGAGGUAAUACUGCCUCUUCUCGCGCCGCUCAGUCAACGCUCUCGUUCGGCGCCCGGGUCACCAAGCCCGCCACUCCCUCCGCGAACCUGAAAGCAAAGAACCUCGAUUCACCCGUCUCCCUCCCUACGGACAAAUCCGCCUCUGCUACUCCCGAGCCACAACAGGUGCCAGUGACUCCUGUGGAGCCGUCACAACCCCAUGUCGCCGAACUGGUGGUGCGGCAGCAGGCCGCCGCCGAAAUCCAAGCGCCGCUGUCUAUGGAAGAUAAACGGGCGAUGAAUCUCAGUCGACAGGAUCUGCAGCGGUAUUGGGAAAAGGAAGAACAAAGUCGGAAGGCACCGCGAGUCCACCAGCAGAGUCUUGAUCUCGAAGAGAAGAUCCUACGACACUUUGAUCUGUCCAGUCAAUAUGGGCCCUGCAUCGGCAUCGCCCGACUCAAGCGCUGGCGGCGUGCGAAUAUGCUGAAUCUCAACCCACCCAUCGAAGUGCUAGCCGUUCUUUUAACAGAAAAGGAUGUGAAGCAGCGGGCAAACAUGGAUGACCUAUUGUCGUGA